CACCAAACAGGGCCAAGUAUUUUCUUGUUUUUUUUUUAAUUAUCGAGUAGCAAUGCAGUGGACAUUUGUGGCGCCAAACAUCCGCAUGUAUCUGCUUCAUACUCCGUACUUAAUUAUGGGAUUUCCACUAAACAACGUUUGUCGUUGAAGGAGCCAACAGGUGUAUUUACAAGUAAACAAAAAGGGAAAGGAAUAUGAAUGUUUUGAGUUAGUAAACAAAAUCUGUUUGUAGAAGAAGAUGGAGGACUCAAGUCCAGAAACCAGGCUCAUUGUACGCCAAGAUGAAAAUGUUGAUCACUUUAAGCAAAGAGUUUGGGAAGAAUCAAAAAAGGUAUGGGCGAUUGCAUUUCCUGCAAUGGUGUGUCGUGUAACCACUUAUGGAGCUUAUGUAGUUUCACAAGCUUCAUUUGGGCAUAUAAGAGAAGUAGAUCUUGCUGCCUAUGCUCUUGUUCAAACUAUACUAGUGCGUUUUGCCAAUGGUAUCUUGCUAGGGAUGGCAAGUGUAACAGAGACUUAUUGUGGAGAAUCUUAUGGAGCCAAACAAUAUGAGAUGAUGGGAGUGCACUUACAAAGAUCAUGGAUUGUAAAUACUGCUGUAGCAACCCUGAUGGUGCCAUUCUAUGUUUACGCCACACCUUUCCUUAGACUUCUAGGACAAGAGGAAGACAUUGCUGUGGCUGCUGGAAACAUAUCUUUGUGGUUCAUUCCCAUUAUGUAUCUAAAUGUUUAUGGCAUGACUAUGCAAAUGUAUUUGCAAGCACAAAAUAAGAACAUGGUGGUUACAUGGUUAUUUGCGAUAUUGUUUUUCGUACAUGCCAUACUGUCAUGGAUUUUUGUCUACAUAAUGGAUUGGGGGCUACCUGGGGUAAUGAUUGCACUCAUCAUAGCAUUUGGAGUGAAGGUGCUCGGUGAGGCUGUUUACAUUUUUGGAGGUUGGUGUCCACUUACAUGGAGAGGAUUUGAUAGAGCUGCUUUCACUGGUCUUAUGCCUGUCCUCAAGUCCUCCACUUCUUCAGGCGUAAUGCUCUGCAUCCAGGUGUGGUACAAUGCUAUUCUAGUUAUAUUAGCAGGAUACAUGAAGUACGCAACAGUUGCCAUUUCCGCCUUCUCAAUUUGCCUAAAUGUGAGUACAUGGGAACUCAUGAUAUGCCUUGGCUUUCUAGGUUCUGUAUGUGUCCGUGUUUCAAAUGAACUAGGAAGAGGAAAUGGCAAGGCAGCAAAAUUUUCAGUUGAAGUGAUCUUAUACACUUCGGUUAUAAUUGGCAUAUUCUUUUGGAUUUUAUGUUUGGCAUUUGGCCAUCAAAUUUCUUACCUGUUUACAAGUAGUGAGCAAGUUGCGAAGGCUGUGUCUGACCUUUCUGUCCCACUUGCGUUCUCAAUCCUGUUAAAUAAUGUUGGACCAGUUCUAUCAGGGGUAGCAAUUGGCUGUGGAUCCCAAGGAGUGGUAGCGAUUGUUAAUGUGUGUUCAUAUUAUGUAAUCGGGAUACCAAUUGGAGUUUUACUGGCAUAUGCUGGUCAUAUGGAGGUUAAGGGAAUUUGGAUAGGAAUGAUGUGUGGAAUGGUGACACAAACAGUGGCACUUCUAUACCUUACAUGGAAAAUUGAUUGGGCGGAUGAGGUUAAAAAGGCAUCAAAACGUCUGUAUCAUCUUUCCUGAAAGACCAUUAUGAAUACUGUCAGUGCAAGCAGCUCACCGACUCAUUGUUACAUUGUAGAGCAGGGGGCUUGCAGAAAGAAAGGCUGUAUUCUGUGUAUGUAGUUUUGGUUCAGUGUUUCUCGUUUACAAAGAAUAAAAAGGUCAAUUUCACAAACUUACAAGAGUAAGGCCUGGGUUUUACUGCUGAUAUCAAAUGACACAGGUUCGUAGCA
Messenger RNA from Spinacia oleracea (spinach), 1869 nucleotides. Its product is annotated as protein DETOXIFICATION 24. Bases 239 to 1657 code for a protein of 472 amino acids. Gene Ontology annotation, biological process: xenobiotic detoxification by transmembrane export across the plasma membrane. The transcript is spliced from 9 exons. The record is from RefSeq and is a predicted model, not a curated record. Gene Ontology annotation, cellular component: membrane. NCBI's taxonomy places the organism in Eukaryota, Viridiplantae, Streptophyta, Magnoliopsida, Caryophyllales, Amaranthaceae. Gene Ontology annotation, molecular function: xenobiotic transmembrane transporter activity; antiporter activity.